Messenger RNA from Ambispora leptoticha, 306 nucleotides. Lineage: Eukaryota; Fungi; Glomeromycota; Glomeromycetes; Archaeosporales; Ambisporaceae. The record is from the annotation of a GenBank genome assembly.
AUGUCAAAUUCUAAAGGCAAACACGUUCAAAAAAAAAACACAAUCACUCCCUUUACACUUGCUGCUCAAGCAGCCAAAAUAAAAAAAUCAUCUAUUAAUAUAGAUGAAGCUACUAGUUCAGCUAUUACAGAAUCCGAUAAUAUAGUUGAAGAUUCUGCUAAUAAAAACUUUAUUAAUUCAUCCAAAAAACUCAAAUAUCCACACCUUGCCAAAGACAAUCUAAAAUGGAAUCCUAUGUGGAAAAAAACUUAUCCAUGGGUUGAUCUAGUAACACGACAAAAUGACAAAUAUAUGAUUUGCACAUGA